AUGUUUUCGGAGGAGGAGCACGAGCUCAGAGUGCUGAUUAAUUCGUUCAAUAUGUGCCUGAUGACUUCCAAUUUUUCGAUAGAAUAUUUGCUAGGUAUCGGCACAGCACAACAUCAGGAUGACCAAAAUGACCGUAUCGAUUUGCAGCUUGAAGGUGGUGAUUUAUGGGAACAAUUUCAUAAUCUUGGCACAGAGAUGAUUGUUACAAAAAUGGGGAGAAGAAUGUUCCCCACCAUCCAGAUUACGGCCUAUGGAUUGGAGGCUGAUGCUCAAUAUUCGUUUCUAGUCGACCUGGAGAGUAUUGAUUCUAAAAGAUAUCGGUAUUCUUUUCAUCAGAGUCGCUGGAUCGCCACGGGCCCAGGUGAGCCGGAGCUACCGUCCCGUGUCUUUGUCCACCCGGACUCUCCCGCCCCCGGCUGUCAUUGGAUGGGCGGUCCCAUCUCUUUUGACAAGAUCAAGCUCACCAACAACCAGAUGGACAAGCGCGGACAUAUUAUCGUAAACUCAAUGCACAAAUACCGGCCACGGAUACAGGUUAUAAAGCAUGGCGCUGAGGAAAAGCGGGCCCUGUUUUCGUUUGAAGAAACAACUUUUGUGGCUGUCACGGCAUAUCAGAAUCAUAGGAUCACCUCCCUGAAAAUCGAGCGGAACCCCUUUGCCAAGGGCUUUCGAGACGGGGACGUGGAUGAAUUGAAGCAAAUCAAUAUUUUUACACCACUUCUUACGUUGAUAAAGAACUUUGAGCCU
Molecule: messenger RNA, 747 nt
Organism: Mesorhabditis spiculigera
Lineage: Eukaryota; Metazoa; Nematoda; Chromadorea; Rhabditida; Rhabditidae
Source: the annotation of a GenBank genome assembly